AUGCUGGAAAAGGCUAAGCCGAAGAAACCCCUAAGAAGUGGUAAUACAAAGAGAAGCCAAGACGCAGGGGAUGGAAGAGAGAGCAAAAGGAAGAAAACUGGAGAUGGGACCGAGGCAGAAGGAGGUGGUGGAACAAAGCGUCUUGAUGCACUCAGUGUUGGUUAUUACCGACGAGUUGGGGAGAGAUUAAACGAAGAAUUUGAAGAUGCUGAGGAGAGAGAAAUGUUUGUGGAAAAUGUCUUGAGCGAAGUCAAAGAUAAAGCAAAAAUGGUGGCAAUGGAUCGCACUGGAAGCAUCACGCUGCAGCGCCUGCUCCCGCUGUCCAGUCCUAAACAGGUGGCAAAAAUAAUGGCUGAGCUGGGUGGAGAAUCAGGUUCAGACUUUAAGACAGUCUCAUGUGACCGUUGUGGUGGUCAUGUAAUUGAGAGCGCAGUCCGACAGGUGUCAAGGUUAACAGAUAAUGAAGAAGAUCUGAGUGGUGAAGUCCUGGAGGUUCAGAUAUUGUCAUUAAGUCAAGUGGUGAGAGACAGCUGUGCAGAGUUCAUCAAACAUAUCCAUGGCUCUCACGUCGUCCGCACACUUUUGCAUGUGCUGGCAGGCUGUGUGGGACCUCCCCGCACUGAGUCACGUCCAGGUGCUAAAGACCGCAAUGCUUCUCCUCAGUUGACUGACUUUGAGAUACCUACUACUUUUUGGUAUGAGCUGAAAAGCCUUACAGAGUCUUUGAUGGACAGUGUAAAAUUAAGCAUAACAGACUCUGUUGCCAGUGCAGUCUUCCAGACCAUGUUGACUGUGUGUCACAGGAAACGACCCAAACUUUGCAAACAGCUCAUUAAGCGUAUCAUGGAAUAUUUGACAAGCUGUCCAGCAGCCCCAGGAAUCAGUCCACUUCUGGUCUUCCUGAAGGACCAGGCGUCCAGUCACCUAAUUGAGACCAUCAUCCAGCUGUCCACAAAAUGUCUUCUCCGAGACCUUUACAAGAUCCACCUCAAGGGUCAUCUGGUUGACCUUGCGCUCCAUCCGAUCGCUAACUUUCCUGUACAGAGACUGACGGCAGCUUUGGUCAAAACCAAACUGUUUCCGAAGUUAUUCGAUGAGUUGGUUGAAGGCGUCGAGGCCAUUUUGGCUGCUGGUCACAUGGGUGUGAUUGUGCAAUUGGCAGAAAGCUGUGCAGAAAGUGAAGAAAGGCAAGGAGAAUUGAUGCAAUGUCUACUUAAUGCUUUCCAUUGUGCAGAGCCUGGCUCUCGACAUGUCCAUUGCCUCCCUCUCUUUAUGUCACUCCUUACAUAUGAUGUGUACUACGGCUCUGACAAAGCUGAGGGCAGUGUGCAGACAGAGGUCCCUUUGACCUCCAUCUGUUACCAUGGCUCACGGCUGGUGCAGGCACUAGCCAGGUUCGAGGAGCGCUCCAUCCUCCUCAGCAGUCUACGCACGUUAACCCCAGAGGACCUCUUGAUUCUGGCGUCUGAUCCCUCUGGAAGCCAUGUGCUUCAGGCUCUCAUCACCACAUCCAGCGACAAGGGAAGGGGCAAGAUCCUCAAAAGGUUGGAGGGUCAGUAUGUUCGAAUGGCAUGCUCGAGGUUGGGCAGUAGAGUGCUGGAGGCCAUAUGGAGCAGUGCAUCGGUCAGUCAGAGGCAAAGCAUCGCGCAGGAACUUGUUCCAAGUGAAAACCAGCUGAGGUCUGACCAAUUUGCCCGUCACGUGUGGGCCAAAUUCGCGCUCUCUCAUUUUAUCAACCGACGAGCUCAGUGGCAGGAAAUUCAGACCGGCGAGUUUAAGAAACGCAAGCUUUUCAGUGAUAUCCUUGAUUGA
Nerophis lumbriciformis (worm pipefish) is the source of this 1812-nucleotide messenger RNA. The record is from RefSeq and is a predicted model, not a curated record. Lineage: Eukaryota; Metazoa; Chordata; Actinopteri; Syngnathiformes; Syngnathidae.